AUGGCAUUAACUCGAAUAAAACCGAAUGUGAAUUGUGAAUUAUUUCAUCAACGUUAUAGUGAAUUAAGCGACGAAGUUCGUGCAAAAAAUAAACGCGAAGAUCGUCUUCUUGAUAUUCGAUUAAAAUAUUAUGAACGUGAAAAAAAUACUCGUUUAAAUAUUUUACGUAAAGAACAAUAUCAAUUAGAACGUACACGUUCAUUAUUAACGGAACAAUGUCAUAAAAUUCAACAAGAUAAACAAAAACAAUUCAUAUCAUUAUAUUUUAAUGUAAAAACUAAUCUUGAACAAACACCUAUAGUACAAUUAUCGACACCAGAAUUUUUUAAUACAGACUGGGAAACAACAACUACAGAUAACAAUUCAAUUAAACAUACAAAUGUUAUACGACCCCAUUCAGCGGGUUGA
Adineta steineri is the source of this 408-nucleotide messenger RNA. NCBI's taxonomy places the organism in Eukaryota, Metazoa, Rotifera, Eurotatoria, Adinetida, Adinetidae. The record is from the annotation of a GenBank genome assembly.